This is a messenger RNA of Phragmites australis (common reed), 2164 nucleotides long. RefSeq names its product protein OCTOPUS-like. NCBI's taxonomy places the organism in Eukaryota, Viridiplantae, Streptophyta, Magnoliopsida, Poales, Poaceae. The transcript has a single exon. The record is from RefSeq and is a predicted model, not a curated record. Bases 409 to 1791 code for a protein of 460 amino acids.
UCUGCUUCUUGCCUGCCUGUCUCGGUGCAUGUCUUCUUUCUCACUCACAGUCACAGCUCAUCAGCUCAUCAGCUCAGCUCAUUUAGCUUCAGAGUUCUCAGAAGAAAUAGGGGAGGAAGAGCCCUGGAGAAAGCGAACAGAGCAGCAGCUAGAAAUAAUUGGAGUACAUAACAAGAGGCAGAUCGAGGAUUCCUUCCUUCCUUCCUUCCUUAGCUCGGUUCUGUUCAAUUUCCUAGUCUUUUGCUCAGCUGGCCAGUAGCCUAGAGGAUACAUUACAGGAGUGUUCAGCUAGUUAGCUUGUCCUCCCUCACCUCCCAAAUCGAAAUCCCUUGUCACUUGCAGCAACAGCAACAGCAGCAGCAGCAGGAGCUCCGUCGAAAAUGAUGGUGUGUUGAGCCAGCCGUUACUAUGGAUCCGUCCGUCUGCGGCCUCCACCCGGGCGUCGCCGUCACCGGCUUCUGCCCCGCCUGCCUCCGCGACCGCCUCGCCGGCCUCCAACCUCCCUCCUCAGCGGACCUCCGCCGCUGCAAGUCCUUCUCCUACGCGCGCUCAGCCGCCGCCCGCUUGGAGCCGCAGCGCCGCUCCUGCGACCUCUUCCGCCAAGAACCCAUCGCGGUGCCGGAGGAGGAAGAGGCGGUGGAUGUCCGGAGGAUGGACUCCCAGGAACCCUCCAGGAAGUCCUUUGGGGGCCUCCUGGGCAAGAAGUUGCAGCAAUGGCGCCGCAAGAACAAGCUCAAGAAGGAGCCCAUGCCGCCGCCGGAGAUGCCCGGCGGGCACCGGCAGCACAGCUUCCGGGAUGGUCGGCGCUCCUGCGACGUGGAGCCCCGUUUCUCGCCCCGCGCUUCGUGGGACGCCCGGUCGGGACCGGUGCCGGUGUUUGCUCACCUGCCGGCGACGAUGCUGUCUGUGGAAGAGGACAUGCCGGUCCCGCGCUCCGAUGGGCAAAUCCCCGUGGAGGAAGACUACUACUACGAUAAUGCUGUGCCCGGCGGCUGUGCGCAGACGAGGGACUACUACUUGGAUUCCUCCAGCUCCAGCAGGAGGCGGCGAAGCUUGGACCGCUCCACCACCUCUGGGCGCAAUUCAUUCUCCGAUGCCAAUGAGCUGCCCAGGAUGGUGAAUGCCAAUGCCAGGGUCUCACCGGCCAUCGCCGCAGAGUUGUAUCACGCCCAGAGCCUUCUUGUCCAUCAUCAGCACUGCAGGGACCAGGGGCCAAACCUUCUCCGCGAUGAUUUCUCCGGGAGCUUUGGUUCGGCAUUCCGGGAUCACACCAAUAACAAGGGCGUGCAGGCAAACAAGCCUAAGAAAGGGAUCAAGGGGUGGAACAUAUGGGGCCUCAUACAUAAGAAGAGCAGCAGCAGGAAGUCCGAAGCUGAUCACGGGCCAUCCUCAGCAGCAGCAGCAGGAGGAGGAGGAGGAGGAGGCGAGUACCCAUGGCCUGAGCUCCGCGCAAGGGGGUACAAUGGGCAGAUGCUCCGGUGCAAUAGCAGCAUAAGCGCGAGGAGCUCUUUCAGCGGAGGCGCGACGAUGAUGGGCGGGAGCGGCCAUGGCUUCGGGAGGAUGAGGAGGGACGAGGUCUUACUGGAGAGGAAUCUGAGCACAAGGUCGAGAUCAGCAGGGCAACCUCCUCCUCCUCCUCACCUUGAUCACCAAUUCGGCUGGUCGAAUCAGAAUGGAAUGGUGUCCGGGAACAACAAGGGUCGUCCUUCCUCCAAACCCAGUACGUUGCCAUGGAGGAGGACCACGCUUGGACUCUACUCCACUGAUCCCAUUCCCAUUACCAGGCAGUAGAUUAAUCGGAGGCAGAGGCAGACAUGUUUUUCUUCUUAGCCGGCCACAAUCUAUAUAUCAAUGUGCAUAGCCCGUAGUACUUUUAGCAUCCGGCCUCAUCGAUCGUCAUAAGCAUAUAUAGUUUAGUCUGGCUAGCUGACAACGGCCAUAUAUAGCUACUGAACUGGUUAUUGUGUUGGGUUAUACUAUACUCUGUUACACACACACUUUUAUAACAGGGCCUUAGUUCCAACCUUUUAUUCUUCAGGGUUUGUAUGUUUUGUUCUUUUCGAUUGAAUUCAAGGUACGUAGCAUGAAGAAAAAUGAGUGAUGCAUAUGCAUUUUGGUCGAGGCUCAAUACUUACUACUCCGCAUGCCAUGGUUUAAUUCUAUU